UUCAGCUAGUCGAUUUUUUUUUCGUCAGAAGGGGCAACGUCUCUUUUUUAUCUUCCGUUUACAGAAACCAAAAUAACAAAAUCUGGUUUAUCUCUACUGUCGUAAUGGCGUCCAAGUUCCCAACAGAAAGAGGUGAAAAAGUCAAGCUGCGAACAAGGAAAGGUCAUGACAUGACCUGGUCAUGUGACAAGCAUGGUGAGCCAAUCAAAUUGUACUGUGUACAACAUGGAAUUUCUGUUUGUCAAGUUUGCGCUGUCAAAAGUCAUCAGAAGCCAUGCGAGCUAGACGACAUCGAGGAUGUGAUCUUCGAGAGGAGGGGGAAGCUGGAAGAAAAACAGCCUCAGAUAGAGAAAAUGAAACUGCUACUUCGGAAGGUCGAAUCCGAAAUAGAAGCCGUUGCGACGUCAUCAGAAAAGCACUUUGGCACGGUUACUGAAGAUCUGCAAGCGACAUUCCUUGACAAAUUGAAGGGCAUAGGAGAGAAACACGUGACCUUGGUGCAGAAGAUAAACAAUGAGGCUAAUGAUGAAAUACGACUCAUUAAUGAGAAGAGAGAACAGCGGAUCGAGUCAUCAUACGUCGAGAGAGAAAAGGAGGAAAAUGUCAUCAAAGUAAAGGAAGCAAAGGUUUUAUCAGAUCUGAAGGGGAUAAGCGAAAUCGUUUCUAAAAAGAUUAAUGAUCUUACUUGUAAGAUAAGACACGCAAUAAACACUAUGAAAAAUAUCGAAUCAAGUAUUACGCGGAUUAACAAACAUGAUGAAACGUUGGUGAAUGAAGCCCCUCAAGUACUUGCAUCCAUUGAUGAACAGUUAGGUUUGAACGUCCAUCAAGAUGUAAGUGAUAGCCUUGAAAGAAUGCAGGAUGAAAUCAAGAGAGUGGCAUUUGCUGAAGGUGUAAUUGGCGGGGAAUUCUACGGUAGGGUGGAUGGUUUCAUUGGUAAAUGGAAACUUGUCCAGUCGAUUCAUAUUCCAGACAAUGUGAAGUACCCAAGGAUGCGUGCUUUGAUCAGUGAGGGUGUGGUGUGUCUGUUGGGCAAAGAGGCCAUGCAUAUCAUAAACAUCAACAAGGGACAUAUUGAGGAAGUAAUUCAUGGAUUGAAUAGUAGGGACAUUGCAUCAUGCGCCGCCAUAGAUGGCAACGUAAUAGUUUGUGGUACGAGGAAAUUGGUCACCCUCUAUGACAGACAACUGAAGGCGACUAGAGGUAUCAGCAUACCAGGAAAUGAACUUUCUAGUGGCACGUAUGUUGAUGUUGACAGGGAUGGAAUGAUCCUCGCUGCUCAGUACGGUCAAUCUCACAUCUACGUCAUCAAUCCUCUUGAUAGUAAGAUAGUUAGAACCAUUACGAUGGAGCGGAAGAUGAUUCGGGGUGAGAUACAAGCCUUAUCUUCGGGCGACAUCGUUGUAAAUACAGGUAUUGCUGACUUUACUGUAAUCUCACGAUCGGGGGAAGAGAAGGCUGCCAUACACUCUGAUGAUUGGGCGUGGUCCUGGUGUUAUGUCGACAAACUGACUGACGCCCUCUACAUCUUGCAAAGGCAAGGGCGGGAAAGACCGCAAAAAAUCGCCGUUGUUGAUCAGGUGUCACGUGACGGUAUCCUCCAGGCGAGCGGCAUUGUGGAAUUCGAGAGAUCAAGGCGUACAUUCUCGGCGACGCCCUCUUGCGUUUCUACUCCUUUGGGGAACCUUGUAUGCUGUGAUGGCAACAACCUUCUGGUGUAUAAAAAGGAUUUUCACGUGUAAUCGUGUAAUUGUUUCACGUGUAAAAUCAAAAGAAUUAUCGAACGAGCGGGCUAUCAUUCAUGCCUAUUCAUACCCGGCGAAUUAUGAUUGGUGAUAAUGUUCUCCAGUUAGUUUAAAGCUAUUGACAUUUAUGUAGCAUUUAGAAAUGAUUUUUAACAUUAAAAUGGAAAGCAACGAUGAUGCUUCAGUAUGUAUGUAUAACGUUGUUUCAAGGGGGCUGUUCAAGCCCAUAAACAAUCUUGUUUAAAUGAAAAGGGAAAUCUCAGAAACAUUAGGCACCAUAUUCCAUCAAAACUUGGAUAUAAAAUAAGAGAGCAAUGACAUUUUGAAAUUGGGAGAAGCGCAUCCUACUUGGCUCAAAAGAACUUGGGCUUGUUUCAUAAGACUAAUUAUUAUGAAAAAUUUGCAAUAAUAGUAAAAGCUAUUGAAAUUCUUCUAUUUGAUUGGCUGAUAGUAAACAUGUUAUAGAUAUACUGACUUUGUGAAACGGGACCUUUAUCCUUUUAAGGCAUACACCGCCGAGUGGACAAACGAAAAAUUCGAAAGAAAUGUUAAAUCAAUUUCAAAAUCGACUUGUUCAUCGGUGCGUCAUCCUUUGCAGAUCCCAUGAAGUUUUCAAAUAAAGAAGGGGAAAAAGUAUUCUUAUAUUGGUGUACAAAUUAUUAUGCAAUAUAAAUCUUUUUACAAUGCAGAAUAAGAAAUUAAACUCGGUUUCCUCUUUUGUGAGACGCAAGGUUCAUACAUUUGAAAAUUUCAAUCUGACGAUUUGCCGUUGAAUAUAUUAGCAUUUGCUUUCAUGUUAGUUAAUUUCUUGACCCUGCAAAAUGACGCACACCACUAAUAGGAUCCGGCAAUUCUGGAAUCCCCGUACCUAAAAUGACGUAAUAGUUGGAAAAAUAUUCAUAUAAAAUCAACGGUGCAUGUCUCAGCAUUUUUUCAUAUGGGCAUAGAGAGGGAUUACUACUGGAUAUGUUCAGUCCCAUUUGUCAAUGCUGGAUUUUAUGGGACCUUAAUUAUUUGCCCAAGAAACCCUGUGAGCAGUGUGACUGCUCCGAAGUUUGCAUGUAGUCUUGGUUCAAGCCCCUGUAGCGCGAAAAAAUGCUGAAAAACACCUUUUCAUAUAUAUCUUUAGCGCUUGAUGGAUAUUGGAUGAACUACCAAAUGAUGAAAGUGUGGAUGAUGUCGUUAUCAAGACUUAUUUUUUGCGAUUUUUUUUUUUAAAAUCUCAUUUUUAACACAUGAGUCUAUGGGGAAAUAGUUAGUGGUGUGUGCCCCAAAUGACGAUAGUGGUGGCCAAAAGACGAAUAAUAUACCCAAAAAAAUCCAAUCACCAAUUUGUAAAAUCGGGUGGUGAAGCCAAAUAGGAGUUUGUAAAUAUGAUGGCAAAUGUAGUUUUUAUAUAGCGAACGGUCAUGUCUGAUCUUAGUGAACAUGCCUAUAAAGUAUUAAUUGACAAAUAACAAUUCCAUGAUUUUAACAGUUAUAGAUGUGAGUAAUCGGUUAAUUAUAAUACGAUUGGCUUCCCUAAACUGUUAUCAUUUCUCCGUAAUAUCAGAUAUCUAAAUGAGUUGGUUAUCCAUUGGCAGAGUCAAGCGAUCGAAGGCAUUGCUCUUUGUGUGUUUAUUAUGAUAUCAUUUCGUAUGCUUUUUCUAUCGUUUAUUGCCAAAAUAUAAUAACAAUCAUGUAUAUGGCUAAUAAUGUUAUUGAUGUAGUUUCAUUAAAAAUUAAAAGAAGAUAUUAUUUCAAGCUAAAUAGCUAGUGUUUGUCGCAUAGUUGAUACACAUAUUGGGUAAAACUUUUACCACCACGAUGGUAAUUAUGUGUCUAACCAAUUUAGGACAGUAUUUUACCAAAUGCGUGAAGCAUAUUAUUCAGUAAGGCUAAACAAAAAUCAGCAAUUACUUUAGAGUGGGCAAAAGUUUUCAUCACAUUAGAGAUGCCUCAAAGAAAUGUCUUAUUUUGAUUGGACACAUAAUUACCCUCACGCAGUAUUUUCACCCGAUAUGUUUAAGAGUUUACCCAUACAUUUCCUCUAAUCUCAGGUUGUUCUUCCCCCGAUAUUCAAGGAUCAGCGGAUAUCUACUUAUCCGCAGGUUGGUUAUUGUAUAAAGCUGCACACCCUUAAAAGAUGUUGGGCAACAUACUGUUUCUCUAGACAAUUGAAG
Lytechinus variegatus (green sea urchin) is the source of this 3907-nucleotide messenger RNA. RefSeq lists its product as uncharacterized. The record is from RefSeq and is a predicted model, not a curated record. Gene Ontology annotation, biological process: positive regulation of DNA-templated transcription. Bases 105 to 1742 code for a protein of 545 amino acids. NCBI's taxonomy places the organism in Eukaryota, Metazoa, Echinodermata, Echinoidea, Temnopleuroida, Toxopneustidae. Gene Ontology annotation, cellular component: nucleoplasm; chromatin. Gene Ontology annotation, molecular function: ubiquitin-protein transferase activity; zinc ion binding. The transcript is spliced from 2 exons.